Molecule: messenger RNA, 899 nt
Organism: Parathielavia appendiculata
Lineage: Eukaryota; Fungi; Ascomycota; Sordariomycetes; Sordariales; Chaetomiaceae
Exons: 3
Coding region: 72-899 (275 amino acids)
Source: RefSeq, a predicted model, not a curated record
CUUCCUCGUGCGGCAGCAUAACUUCAACUGAGCCCCAGCAUUACAGAGACUCUCAUCUUUCCGCCCGCACGAUGGACAUCUUCCCCCAGAUAUACAUCGGUGAGGAGGAGUCGGCUGGGCCCGUCCGACAAUUUCCUGGCUAUCAGUUUCCGGAGGCAUAUUAUGCUUCUCUGUCGUUCUUUCUGCACUACUCACCAUCACUUCUGCCGCCAGAGUUGCAUGGCGAUGGCGUCCCGUCCCCAAGCCUGAUUGAGGACAUGGUCUUCCCCAACGACAUAGGUGCUGUAGGGACGCGGCCCGGUAGUAUCUAUUCUACCACAGAGGCCGGAUCGGCCAUCAUGAGAACCGAGAUGCCGCGUCCUGCGGCAACGCCGCAGCCACUAACAGGCUACGCCGUGUCCCAACGCAAUGACCUCUCGGCCAGGGCGGAUAGGAACGAAGGCCCGGACCUAGGCUCACGCCGACCGCCCGAUAUUUCCUGGUUAGCAGCCGAUGCGUUGCCACCACCUCCUGUGUCCUUUGAGUGGGGUGCUUCAACCCUACCCCCGGACAACUUCUUCCUGCUUCCAUGGGCCGCAGCAUCCCCUUCAGCCACGGUUAGCGGGAUCCCCUUCGAGUUCGCCUCGUCAGUCGUCACGCCUAGCCGAGUCUUUUUGGAAGGCCAAUGUCUCACCUCUGACGAGCCCAGCGGACUCGUGAAACCGGGCACCGAGUUGGCAAGGCCGGAGGAACCAACAGGCGGCGACGCCAGAUUUCAAGCAGAUGCAGGAGAAGAUCAUAAGCCAUUCUCUUGUCCGUGGGACGGGUGGACGCUCUUAAACGACACCUCGAUGCACAGAAAUGUACCAAGGGCCGGCACAAAGGGAAUGCUCCAGGUUCUCCUGAGAGCGAAUGACUAG